Molecule: messenger RNA, 1438 nt
Organism: Rotaria sp. Silwood1
Lineage: Eukaryota; Metazoa; Rotifera; Eurotatoria; Philodinida; Philodinidae
Source: the annotation of a GenBank genome assembly
AUGCAUAAAUUAAAAGGGAAGGAAACUGCCGUUCAGCUAGCUGGUAAUCAUCUUAAACAUGAUUAUAUUAAUGCAAAUGAAAUUCGAUUUUCAUGUUAUCCGUAUAUUCCAAAGAAUAAACGUGAAACAUUAGAUUUUAAUCAAAUUAAAGUCAAAGUUAUUAAUAUUGAAUAUUAUCUUAAUAAUCAACUUGAAAUUCGUCGUUUACUUAUUCAAAAAGAUAGAGAACAAUAUAAUGUCAUUCAUUUCUUUUUUACCAAUUGGCCAAGAUCUGGUUCUAUCGACUGUCGAACUUUAAUUGAUUUAAAUGAAAUUAUUGAUCAUUAUGACCAAGAAUCCAUUAAUUCACCAUCACCUAUUAUUGUUCAUUGCAGGUAUAUAAGAUUUUACAUUUUUAUGAAAUAUGAUACCCAUUUAUCACUCUAUAAGAUUUGAAGAUUUCUUUUACUCUUUUUUGUAUAUCCAAUGAUAAAAUUCAUCAGUAUUAGAAAAUUUUUUUUCAAUAGAAUAUUUCAACUUCACAAUAUUGAAAAAAUUUAGAAGAUGGAAUAAUCGAUAUCUCCUAUAUAGAACGUUGUCUUGAAUUAAAAUCUUCCAUUGAUAAUCAAAUCACUAAUUUUGUAGUUUACCCUAAUGUUGUCGAAGGAGGACAUAUUAAAAUGAUCACGUAGUUCCUCGAAUUACUUUUUAUGCUUUGGCGAAAGGGGUUUCUGUCGACCAGGCUUGCCGAUUAGGGGAGGAGGAAUGGGGGGAUUUUCCCUCCCUAAAUUCGGAUCCUUUCUGACAAUUUUUUUCUACGAUAUUUCUGCAUUUUUCUACGCAAAAAGACUUUUACUUUUGCGCAAUUCAUAUAUAAUUAAAAUGCAAUUCGAUGAAUUUCUCCAUCCUUUCUCUUCUAAUUCACUUAUAUUCAGUGAUUAGUGCUAAAAUUCGAAUAAUUAAGUCAUAUUAUUUCUGUUUCUGGGAAAAUAGCUAUAUGCUGUCAAGAAUAUUUUUUCUGCCGAAAUCUUGCAGAGAAUCAACUUCCUUGUAGUUUUCUUCGGCAGAUAGUUCAUAUGAACUAUUUUUUUCUUAUACUUUUAGCGAAUUUCAGUCUGCUUUGCAGCUCAUUUUCGAGUUGUGAUACCAGUGGAUGGAAUUCAGGGUGUGGGUGUGGGUGUGACGAUGGGUGCAGGUGAAUGAAGAAAAAGCCCACACCUCACACCCACACUCACCCACACCCACACCUACUCACCUCACACCCACUCCCACACACACACCCACAGCCACUCUCACAUCCACACCCACACACCCCACACCCACACCCACACCCACACCCACACCCACGCACCCACACCCACCCACACCCACACCCACCCACACCCACCCACACCCACACCCACACACCCACACCCCACACCCACACCCACACCCACACCCACACCCACACCCACCCACA